AUGUCGUCCGAUAACGAAGAUACAACGUCGAGUUCAGAGUCUGAAAGAGCAGACUCUGUAGAAGAGAACGCUACAUUGGAAUUUAUAGAGAAUCUCUCAGAUGUGCCGAUGGGGCGACUACCUUCAAACAUUGAAUUCCAGAGGACGCGCGUCGAUUGCAAGGCUGAUGCUCCCAUUCAUACUGAUACCUUUCAGUAUUCUGGUGCUUAUUCAUCAAUGAGAGUUGAAAAUAGUUUUUUGGAUAACUUCUGUGACAACUUUAGAGUUGAAGUUAUUCGUCUUACAGAGGAUGAAAUGGAGUUUGAUAUGAUCGGCAUUGAUCCAGCACUUGCCAAUGCAUUCCGGAGAAUCCUCAUAUCUGAGGUUCCCACAAUGGCUAUUGAAAAAGUUCUUAUUGCAAACAACACAUCAGUAAUCCAAGAUGAAGUACUUGCCCACAGGUUGGGUCUCAUUCCGAUCAAAGCCGACCCUAGAUUAUUUGAAUAUGCAGAAAAUAAUACGGCAAGUGAAAAGAACACCAUUGUUUUUAAGCUCCAUGUUCGCUGUGAACGAAGUGGGCAACGUCUUUCAGUAAAGUCAAAAGAAUUGAUAUGGUUGCCAAAUGGGAGUGAGUUUCCUUUGGAAUCACAAGAUUCAAAGACAGGUUCAUCCUCAAAACCAAAAACAUAUACAUCAUUUACUUGCAGCCAGGAUUCCUUGCCAGAAUUUUCCGGCAAUCCAAUCGCCCCCGCACUUGGAGAUAUUCUUAUUGCUAGACUGGGCCCUGGUCAGGAAAUUGAACUGGAAGCACAUGCUGUGAAGGGCAUUGGUAAAACACAUUCAAAAUGGUCCCCAGUUACCCCUGUUUGGUAUAAGAUGCUUCCUGAGAUUGUACUAUUGGAAGAUAUUGAAGAUCAGCUGGCUGAGAAACUUGUGGCAAUAUGCCCAGUUAAAGUAUUUGAUAUUGAAGAUAUUGGCAAAGGUAAAAAGAGGGCUACUGUAGCCAGACCACGAGCUUGCACAUUGUGCAGGGAAUGCAUCAGAGAAGGGAAGGGAUGGGAGAAUGCAAUAUCGUUACGGCGUAAGAAGGAUCAUUUCAUUUUUACUAUUGAAUCAAGUGGGGUAUUUCCUCCCGAAGUGUUAGUUACCGAAGCUGUGAAGAUAUUGGAAGAGAAGUGCGAUCGUAAGGAAAUGAAAGCAAGAGAGAACAGUAGAACACCUGAUUAA
Molecule: messenger RNA, 1206 nt
Organism: Prunus armeniaca (apricot)
Lineage: Eukaryota; Viridiplantae; Streptophyta; Magnoliopsida; Rosales; Rosaceae
Source: the annotation of a GenBank genome assembly